GCCAGUUUUCCGCAAGGUGGCGACUACGGCGGGCGCAGACUAAAAAGACAGACUUUUUUCUAUAUAAUAUACGGCAGGAAUCAGUGCAAAAACCGAUCCAUCGCAAUGGCUGCUAGAUUCAUACAGAAAAUUCUCAAUCAACUGGGUUUGAUUGCAGCGCGUGAUGCUCCGGCGGUGACUGCGACGCCAGCAGUGAGCCAGGUCAACGCGACUCCCGCCGCCAGCCGGUCCUACUCCUCCGGCACCAAGAAAGUCACCCUCAUCCCUGGCGAUGGCAUCGGACCCGAGAUCUCUGCGGCCGUGCAGAAGAUCUUCACCGCCGCCAAUGUGCCCAUCGAGUGGGAGGCCGUGGACGUGACCCCCGUCCGGGGACCCGACGGAAAGUUCGGCAUCCCACAGGCCGCCAUUGACUCGGUGAACACGAACAAGAUCGGCCUGAAGGGUCCUCUGAUGACGCCCGUGGGCAAGGGCCAUCGGUCUCUGAAUCUGGCUCUGCGCAAGGAGUUCAAUCUGUACGCCAACGUGCGUCCCUGCCGCAGUCUCGAGGGCUACAAGACGCUGUACGACGAUGUGGACGUGGUCACCAUCCGCGAGAACACCGAGGGCGAGUACUCCGGCAUCGAGCACGAGAUCGUCGACGGCGUCGUCCAGAGCAUCAAGCUGAUCACCGAGGAGGCCUCCAAGCGUGUGGCCGAGUACGCCUUCCAGUACGCCAAGAACAACAACCGCAAGAAGGUCACCGUGGUGCACAAGGCGAACAUUAUGCGCAUGUCCGAUGGCCUCUUCCUGCGCUGCGUCCGCGACAUGGCCCAGAAGUUCCCCGAAAUCCAGUUCGAAGAGAAGUAUCUGGAUACGGUGUGCCUGAACAUGGUCCAGAACCCCGGAAAAUACGACGUGCUGGUCAUGCCCAAUCUGUACGGUGAUAUUCUGUCUGACAUGUGCGCCGGUUUGGUGGGCGGCCUCGGCCUGACGCCCUCCGGCAACAUGGGCCUGAACGGUGCCCUGUUCGAGUCCGUGCACGGCACCGCCCCCGAUAUUGCCGGCAAGGAUCUGGCCAAUCCCACUGCCCUGUUGCUGUCGGCGGUCAUGAUGCUGCGCCACAUGGAGCUCAACACGUACGCCGAUAAAAUCGAGCGUGCCGCCUUCGAGACCAUCAAGGAGGGCAAGUACCUCACCGGCGAUCUGGGCGGCCGUGCCAAGUGCUCCGAGUUCACGAACGAGAUCUGCGCCAAGCUGUAGACGACGGAUCACGGACCAUCCGCAUAAGCUGUAGCAAGUAUCGCCAACCAUAACAACAACCGAUGAGAACAGAGCAGAGAACUACGCCAGGAAUAUUGCGCAGAGGAGGAUGAUGCAGUAUGAACAACAGCAAUUAAACACUCGCCCCAAACCAAAAAAAAA
Drosophila simulans is the source of this 1401-nucleotide messenger RNA. RefSeq names its product probable isocitrate dehydrogenase [NAD] subunit alpha, mitochondrial (gene Idh3a). Gene Ontology annotation, biological process: tricarboxylic acid cycle; isocitrate metabolic process. The transcript has 6 exons. Gene Ontology annotation, molecular function: isocitrate dehydrogenase (NAD+) activity; NAD binding; magnesium ion binding. Gene Ontology annotation, cellular component: mitochondrion. Lineage: Eukaryota; Metazoa; Arthropoda; Insecta; Diptera; Drosophilidae. The record is from RefSeq and is a predicted model, not a curated record. Bases 106 to 1239 code for a protein of 377 amino acids.